CGGUACGCCAUGCUGCAGGCUCGGCGGCUCCGGGACUGAGGGCGACUCUCUUGUUCCGUGUGCUGCGCUGUGACCCGCUGACGGGAGCUGUGAGGAGAGCGGGGCGAGCUCGGAAUCGGCCAUGGAUACAGUGACCUUUGAGGAUGUGCAUGUGAACUUCACCCAUGAAGAGUGGGCUUUGCUGGAACCUUGCCAGAAGAGUCUCUACGAAGAUGUGAUGCUGGAAACCUGCAGGAACCUCACUGCUAUAGGCUACAAAUGGGAAGACCAGAAUAUUGAAGAACAUUAUCAAAGUUCUAGAAGACAUGAAAGGUAUCUCAUCUGUCCUUCUGGCUACAAACCAUUUGAACAUAAGGGAUAUGGGAAGAAGCAAUGUACCUCUCUCUCUCCUACAACAGUUAGAAGAUAUGUUGGAGUGCCCACUAUGAGUAGACUUGGUGAAUGUGAUACAAGUUUACAAUUAAUUGGUUUUCCAACUACACUGGGAAUAUAUCAACAAACUCACACUGGAAAAAAGCCUUAUGAUUACAAGGAAUGUGGGAAUUCUUCUGUCUGUACUGGUUCACUUUGCAAAUGUAGUAUGACCCACAGUAUAGAAAAAUGUUAUGCAUACAAUCAGUGUGGUAAAACUCUGAGUUCUUCCAGUUGUGUUCAAAGAUGUUAUAAAACUCAUAUGGGAAGAGGAAAUGAUAAAUAUGAACCAUCUACUAUAGACUUGAACCAUCAUUGGUAUCUUCAGACAGACAAAAGAACCCAUAAUGAAGAGGAUCUUUAUGAAUAUAAUCAACAUGAUAAAGACUUUAGAUCUGAUUCCUCUUUACAAUUACACCAAAGAACUCAUUUGGAAGUAGAAUCCUAUAAAUAUAAUCAAGGUGCAAAAGACUUUGAACAUUACAGUUGCUUUCAAGUACAUAGAAUACAUACUGAUGAGCAACCAUGUGAAUUCAAUCAAUGUGGUAAAGCCUUUGCCAGUUUCCAUAAUCUCAAAAUACCUGAAAGAAUCCUUACUGGAGAGAAACCCUAUGUAUGUAAUCAAUGUGGUAAAACUUUUGUAAGUCGCCAUAAUCUUAAAAUACAUGAAAGAAUUCAUACUGGAGAGAAACCCUAUGUAUGUAAUCAGUGUGGUAAAGCCUUUGUAUAUUUAACUAGUCUUCGAAAUCAUGAAAAAACACAUACUGGGGAGAAACCCUAUGUAUGUAAUCAAUGUGGUAAAGCCUUUGCCUGUCGCAGUAAUCUUCAAAUACAUGAAAGUACUCAUACAAAUGUCAAACCCUACAGAUGUAAUCAAUGUGGUAAAGCCUUUGCACAUAUCAUUUAUCUUCAAAGGCAUGAAAGAAGUCAUACUGGAGACAAACCAUUUGAAUGUAGUCAAUGUGGGAAAGGCUUUGCACAAUUUAGUCAUCUUCAAAAACAUUUUAAAAUUCAUAGUGGAGAGAAACCCUAUGAAUGCAGUCAAUGUGGUAAAGCCUUUGGAAGUCGCAGUAAUCUUCAAACACAUGAAAGAAUUCAUACUGGAGACAAGCCCUUUGUGUGUAAUCAGUGUGAUAAAGCCUUUGUAAGUCGCCGUAAUCUUCAAAUACAUGAAAGAACUCAUACAGGAGAGAAACCUUAUGAAUGUAAUCAGUGUGGUAAAGCCUUUGCACAUUUCACUAGUGUUCGAAAUCAUGAAAAAGUCCAUACUGGAGAGAAACCCCAUGUAUGUAGUCAGUGUGGUAAAGCCUUUGCAUGCCGCAGUAAUCUUCAAAUACAUGAAAGUACUCAUACAGGAGUGAAACCCUACAGAUGUAAUCAAUGUGGUAAAACCUUUGCACAUAUCAUUUAUCUUCAAAGGCAUGAAAGAAGUCAUACUGGAGACAAAUCAUUUGAAUGUAAUCAAUGUGGGAAAGGCUUUACACAUUUUAGUCGUCUUCAAAAACAUUAUAAAAGCCAUAGUGGAGAGAAACUAUAUGAAUGUAAUAAAUGUGAUAAAGCCUUUGGAAGUCACAGUAAACUUCAAGCACAUGAAAGAAUUCAUACUGGAGAGAAGACCCAUGUAUGUAAUCAAUGUGGUAAAGCCUUUGUUAGUCGCCGUAAUCUUCAAAUACAUGAAAGAAUUCAUACUGGAGAAAAACCCUAUAUAUGUGAUCAAUGUGGUAAAGCCUUUGCACAUUUCACUAGUUUUCGAAAUCAUGAAAAAAUUCAUACUGGGGAGAAACCCCAUGUAUGUAAUCAGUGUGGUAAAGCCUUUGCCUGUCGCAGUAAUCUUCAAAUACAUGAAAGUACUCAUACAAAUGUCAAACCCUACAGAUGUAAUCAAUGUGGUAAAGCCUUUGCACAUAUCAUUUAUCUUCAAAGGCAUGAAAGAAGUCAUACUGGAGACAAACCAUUUGAAUGUAAUCAAUGUGGGAAAAGCUUUACCCACUUCAGUCGUCUUCAAAAACAUUUCAAAAUUCAUAGUGGAGAGAAACCCUAUGAAUGCAGUCAAUGUGGUAAAGCCUUCGGAAGUCGCAGUAAUCUUCAAACACAUGAAAGAAUUCAUACUGGAGAGAAACCUUAUGUAUGUAAUCAAUGUGGUAAAGCCUUUGUAAGUCGCCGUAAUCUUCAAACACAUGAAAGGAGUCAUACUGGAGAGAAACCCUAUUUAUGUAAUCAAUGUGGUAAAGCCUUUGUAAGUCGCAGUAAUCUCAAAAUACAUGAAAGCACUCAUACAGGAGUGAAACCCUAUGGAUGUAAUCAAUGUGGUAAAGCCUUUGCACAUAUCAUUUAUCUUCAAAGGCAUGAAAGGAGUCAUACUGGAGACAAAUUAUGAAUGUAUUCAGUGUGACUUGCAGUCACAAAAGCCUUCAAAAACAUGAAAGGUGUCAUACUGGAGAAAAACCCAAUGAAUGUAAUUGAUGCAGUAAAACUUUGCAGGUCAUUGUAAUCUUCACACAUCAAAGAAAUAAUAGUGAAGAGAAAACCUAUAAAUAUCAAUGUGAUAAUACCUCUUUAUGUUACAGUCAUUUUCAAAGGCACAACAGGGUUACUCUUGGAGAGAAACAUCAUGAAUCUAGUAAAUUAAGUAAAGCUUCACACACCACAUACAUUGUUCUCACUGAGCUGUCUCACUGGUGCUCAAGUAAGAUUAGUAGAAGCAUUCUAUCAGUCAAAUAUUGUCUUUUUUUCAAAUUGUAAACAAAUUGUCAUCCAAGGAUAGAAGAGUACAGAAUAAUUGCUGUUGUUGAAUAAUAAAACUUAUUUGAAGUGUCAAUUUCACUUCUUUACAAAUGAAAAUAGUAUUUAUCCUGCCAUCCAGUAAUUUAAUUGUGUUAGUUUAUUCUAAGGGCUAAAUGCUUGUUCCUAACACUUGCUCAGAUAAACAAAUGAAUGGCAGAGAAUUGUCUCAGUGUGUGAAGGUUGUUGUUGCUAAGACUGAUGACCUGAGUUCAGUCUCUGGGAUACACACAUUACUCAUACCAGUUUUUCUCUGAUUACUACACUUGGGCUGGGACAUAUGCACAGCACACACCCACACACAUCAAUAUUUUUGAAACUGAAAUAAGAAAUUAGUGAGAUCACUCACCUGCUUAAGGCAUUUGCUCCCAAACUUGACUACCUCAGUUUGAUCUCUAGUAGUGACAUAGUGGAAGUAGAGAAUACACACUUGUAAGUUGUCUGUUGCCUGGCACAUGCACAACACAUGUUACAUACUGGUAAAAGUUUCAAAAGAGAUGAAAUUAACAAGCAAAGAAAAUAACCAAAAUAUUGAGAACACAAAUACAUUGUAGCAUUGCAUGACAUGUCACUGUUUAAUAAAAUAAUGAUAGUUUCUGUUUACAUCUUACAUUAUUUGUCUCUGAGUAAAAGAUAGAUCAUUUUAUAAACAUAUUUGAACUGGGUGUAGUGGUGCAUUUUGGAGACAGGCCAAUGGAUCUUGCUGAGUUUGAGGCUAUCAUGGUCCACAUAAUGAGAUCCUGGAUACUCAUGGCCAUAUAUUGAGAUCCUGUCUCAAAAAACCCAAAAGAAAAUUUAAGUAACUGUAGCAUAUAUCACAUUAUAGAAUUUUCCUAACUUAAUCUGGCUUCAUCUCUACUUCACCAAACCCUUCAUUGUCUUCACUCACAUCAAGAGAACUAUGUUAAGAAUGACUAUAAGAAGCAAUGUGCAGAGUCAUUCUCAGAAAUAAAGAAACCCAUUGAGUCCUUCAAUGACAAUGUAGCAGGGAUUUUCAUUACCUCCAAGAAAGAGAAGAUAGAAGGACUCAUGGGACAUCUUCAUCUUCUGAAUUAUAAUGACAUAUUUGGGUCAUGAACAGUUGCCUCAGUACUUCUGAUAUAAGGUAUUCAAGCACCUUUUUGUUUCCUAGCACCCACAUCAGAUGACUCAGAACUACUUGUAAUUCCAGUUCUAGGAGAUCUGAUGCAUUCAUCUGGCUUCCUUGGGUACCAAAUAUGCAAAUGGUGUAAAGAUAUAAACAUUUUAUAUAUUUUUAUAUAUUGUAAUUUUUUCAAUUAUAAAACUUGAAAGUCCUUUUAAAAAUAUGGAGUCAUAUAUAUAUGUAUACGCACACACAUAUAUACAUAUCUAUGUAUGUAUAGUUGAAAUACAUCUGUGAGAGAAACUACAUAUUGUCAAAAGGGCAUUCUUCGUUUUUUUUCUUUUUUUACAAAUUUAAAUAAAAAUUUAACUUAGAUAUAUUGUCGGAACAUGGUCCUGGAAUUGAAUCAUGUGAGAUUUUUGAAUGCUUGUGAGAAUACUCCCAAUAAUAAAAGAAAUGAGUCUUGUGACUUCAGUUUCCUCAAAACACAAAA
Molecule: messenger RNA, 4769 nt
Organism: Peromyscus leucopus (white-footed mouse)
Lineage: Eukaryota; Metazoa; Chordata; Mammalia; Rodentia; Cricetidae
Product: zinc finger protein 431-like
Exons: 4
Coding region: 122-2788 (888 amino acids)
Biological process (GO): regulation of transcription by RNA polymerase II
Molecular function (GO): DNA-binding transcription factor activity, RNA polymerase II-specific; RNA polymerase II cis-regulatory region sequence-specific DNA binding
Source: RefSeq, a predicted model, not a curated record